Fopius arisanus is the source of this 6161-nucleotide messenger RNA. RefSeq names its product adaptor protein complex 2, subunit alpha (gene AP-2alpha). Gene Ontology annotation, biological process: clathrin-dependent endocytosis; intracellular protein transport. Gene Ontology annotation, cellular component: membrane coat; AP-2 adaptor complex. Lineage: Eukaryota; Metazoa; Arthropoda; Insecta; Hymenoptera; Braconidae. The coding region runs from base 557 to 3151 and encodes 864 amino acids. The record is from RefSeq and is a predicted model, not a curated record. The transcript is spliced from 5 exons. Gene Ontology annotation, molecular function: clathrin-cargo adaptor activity.
AAUUGUAUGACAAUCGAGUGGUCAACAAUGGACAUCACGAUUCUGUCUGGCUAGACAAUUGAUAUCAUAAGUUCAGAUGCAUGUGUGGCAUCGCUAAUGAGUUUUCCAGGCGUACUCACUUGUGCACGGGAUAAAUUGUCAUUGAGAUGAGAGAUUUCUGCUCUUUUAAUUUUUUUUUUUCAUACGUGUGCGUGAUGCAAGGGGGCGGAGCACUGAUAGAGCACUAUCUUUCGAUACAGAGCGGUUUAUGGGAUUUAUUUUCUCCCUUUUGCGGAAGACACACAACAGUCGAGUCGUUGGAGUGAAUUUAUCUAAUUGGGGGAUUUGUGGAGGCUGGGGUAUUGUUGUCAAAGGAAGGUCGUUGCAUGAAUUUUUAAUACGUCGUCUCUAAAAAGGCAAGAGCAAAGAGGCAGAGAUAAAGAGGAUAAAUAAAGAAUUGGCAAAUAUAAGGAGCAAAUUCAAAGGUGAUAAAACACUCGAUGGAUAUCAGAAGAAAAAAUAUGUCUGCAAACUGCUGUUUAUUUUCCUUCUCGGCCAUGACAUUGACUUUGGACACAUGGAGGCAGUUAAUUUAUUAUCCUCUAACAAGUAUUCGGAAAAGCAAAUCGGAUACCUCUUCAUAUCGGUUUUAGUGAAUACAAACAGUGAUCUCAUAAAACUCAUAAUCCAGAGUAUCAAGAAUGAUCUCAGCUCACGUAAUCCAAUUCACGUGAAUCUGGCAUUGCAAUGUAUCGCCAAUAUUGGUAGUAAAGAGAUGGCCGAGGCAUUUGGCAAUGAAAUACCAAAACUCCUAGUGUCUGGAGAUACGAUGGAUGUGGUGAAGCAGAGUGCAGCCCUCUGCCUGCUGCGUCUCCUGCGAACAGCCCCAGAUGUUGUUCCAGGUGGUGAAUGGACAUCACGAAUCGUGCACCUUCUGAAUGACCAGCAUCUGGGUGUAGUGACAGCAGCAGCUUCGUUGAUCGACGCCCUGGUGAAGAGAAAUCCUGAAGAAUACAAGGGUUGUGUGAGUUUAGCUGUCUCUCGACUCAGCAGAAUCGUCACAUCGAGCUACACAGACCUGCAGGACUACACGUACUACUUCGUUCCAGCACCCUGGCUCUCUGUAAAACUCCUGCGACUCCUCCAGAACUAUACACCCCCAGCAGAAGAUCCAGGUGUACGAGGAAGACUAAACGAAUGCCUAGAGACGAUUCUUAACAAAGCCCAAGAGCCCCCAAAAUCUAAAAAGGUCCAGCACUCGAAUGCAAAGAACGCUGUUCUCUUCGAGGCGAUCAGCCUCAUCAUCCACAACGACAGCGAGCCGAACCUCCUGGUGCGAGCUUGCAAUCAACUCGGCCAAUUCCUCUCAAACCGAGAGACUAAUCUCCGCUAUUUGGCCCUGGAAUCAAUGUGCCACCUGGCAACAUCAGAGUUCUCUCACGAGGCUGUCAAAAAGCACCAGGAGGUCGUGAUACUCUCAAUGAAGAUGGAGAAAGAUGUGUCGGUGCGUCAGCAGGCAGUUGAUCUCCUCUACGCCAUGUGCGACAAGAGUAACGCCGAGGAAAUUGUCCAGGAGAUGCUGAAUUACCUCGAGACAGCUGAUUACUCCAUCAGGGAAGAGAUGGUCCUCAAGGUCGCUAUAUUGGCUGAGAAAUACGCGACGGAUUACACGUGGUAUGUCGACGUGAUCCUGAAUCUCAUCAGGAUAGCUGGUGAUUAUGUGUCUGAGGAGGUAUGGUACAGAGUCAUUCAGAUCGUUAUAAAUCGAGACGAUGUUCAGGGAUACGCUGCCAAGACUGUCUUCGAGGCACUUCAAGCACCUGCUUGUCACGAGAAUAUGGUCAAAGUUGGUGGUUAUAUUCUCGGAGAAUUUGGUAAUCUCAUCGCCGGGGAUCAGAGAUCAUCACCAGCUGUACAGUUUCAACUUUUACAUUCCAAGUAUCACCUCUGCUCACCCAUGACACGAGCUCUUCUACUGUCAACUUACAUCAAGUUUGUGAAUUUAUUCCCCGAGAUCAGGGGACCCAUUCAGGAUGUCUUUAGACAGGACAGCAAUCUCAGGAGUGCCGAUGCUGAACUCCAGCAGAGAGCAUCGGAGUAUCUCCAGUUGAGUAUAAUUGCAUCGACGGAUGUAUUAGCAACUGUCUUGGAGGAAAUGCCAGCAUUCCCUGAGAGAGAGUCCUCCAUUCUGGCAGUUCUGAAAAAGAAAAAACCAGGGCGAGUGCCAGAGAAUGAGAUCAGAGAGAGCAAGAGUCCAGCGCCCAAUACCAAUCAUCAUGCAGAGGCCCCUUCUGCCAUUUCUGUUGCCAAUGUUAAUAAUUCAUCGGCGGAUUUGUUGGGACUCUCUACACCCCCUUCAUCGCAGCCUACUAGCAAUACUGGAGUUCUUCUGGAUGUUCUCGGUGAUAUCUAUAACAUGCCCAACAAAGUUGGUGCUACUAAUGGUGCACAGAAUACGUAUAAUCCGAAAAAGUUUGUCUGUAAAAACAAUGGAGUUCUAUUCGAGAAUGAUUUAAUUCAGAUCGGUGUGAAAUCAGAAUUCCGACAGAAUCUUGGGCGAAUUGGUCUGUUCUAUGGCAACAAAACGCAGUAUGCACUUAAUAAUUUUGCUGUACAGCUGUCCUGGUCGGAGGAAGACCAGAUGAAGCUCGCUGUGCAGGUGAAACCGGUGGAUCCUGUGCUGGAAGCUGGUGCUCAGAUACAGCAGAUGAUCAAUGCUGAGUGCGUCGAUGACUACAACGAUACACCUGCAAUGCUCAUAUCGUUUGUGUACAACAAUGUGCCACAGAAGAUAACGAUGAAAUUGCCACUGACGAUAAAUAAAUUCUUCGAGCCCACGGAAAUGAAUGGCGAGUCUUUCUUCGCAAGAUGGAAGAAUCUUGGUGGUGCUAAUCAGCAGCGUUCGCAGAAAAUCUUCAAGGCCCAAACACCGAUGGAUCUCCAGCAGGUUCGCACUAAGCUCCAGGGCUUUGGAAUGCAACUGCUGGACGGCAUCGAUCCGAAUCCUGACAAUUUCGUAUGCGCUGGGAUUGUCCACAUGAGAGCACAACAGGUCGGGUGUCUUCUGCGUCUCGAGCCGAAUAAACAAGCGCAGAUGUUCCGGUUAACCGUGCGCUCGAGCAAAGAGUCAAUGUCAAUAGAGGUAUGCGAUCUCCUGGUGGACCAAUUUUAAAGUGCCCCUGAGGUACUCACAAGGACACAGAAACAUCAGCUCACCAAUGUUCUGUUAAUUUAUGCAACCCCGAAAACCCCGUGGGGACCUCACCGCUAGUUCUCAACGUACAACGAGGACACUGUUGUUGAUAUUACCUUGGUGAUGUAUCCGCAUGUAUCCCAAGAUUAUACUCAUGAUGGCACAUCACGUGCAUAAAGCAUCUUUAAUCAUGCCAAGCCUCAUUAUUCGAGAUAAUUCAAGAUGUGAUAACGACGACAUUGUUGAUGAAGAAAUGAACAAAAGACCUGUCACAUUUGGCGAGAGUACCACAUUGGGAUGAAAAUACGUUGAAGGACAGUAUUAAGUCCAGAAUUUAAUUAUUCAUUUUUGUAUUGAUUCAGUUCAUAAUAUCGCUCAUCCAUCUAUUUUGUUUUUUUUUUAAUCUUUCGAUUUGUUAAUUCUCCCACCGUGAAGCACUGAGGAAUGGCUAUUAUUUUAAAUCAAUAGAAAUCAGUAGACUUGCUCCUGAGUCUUCCCUGUGGUGCUCUGCGGUCUGUCUUCUUGCUGUAUGUCUCAUUUUUCCAGUUUAUCGCGUGUUAUCUUGUGUCUGCCCUCUGUGUCAGAAAUCAACGCGUGGGCUUUUACUUCUCCCUGGGCCUGACGAUAAUAGCUGUAUAAUAUUAAUAUUCAUUUACCGUAAGUCCAGUGUUAUUUAAUGAAGCUCAAAAAUGCAGAAAACUUUUGCUCUCCCGUCUGACGGUUUACGCCCCAGAUUUUUCUUUUGUCGUUGUCACUAGAAUUUCUGUUCUUUUUUUUCUGGUUCAUCAGUGACUCGCAAAAAAUCAUCGAAUGAGAAUUAUACGAGUCGUUAAUUUUUUUUUUAUCCUAUUUUUAAUUUCUAUGGAUUUUCUUUGGCUCUUGGAGGGAAAUGAUUGAACUAUCUCAAUGCAGUUAUUCAUUAAAUUGUAAAGGUAGUACCAUAAUUGUACAUAAAUGUCACGCUGAUUGUUCGUAGCAGUUGACGUGAGAGAUUAUUAAUGAGAAGAACGUGUGAGUUUAUUCGUGAAUUUAUGGAGAAGCUAUUCUCGCUGUCAGACAACCGCUACGCUUUUUUUUCUGAAUUUGUUUUUAUUAUUUUUUUUUUUGUUGCACUGUUAAAUGCUCCAGGUCACUGUCUGUCGUGAUCCGUCGUAAGGUGUAUCUUUUUUUUUUGUUCACUGUAAUCUGUGACGCUUUUUUCUGUGCAUUCAUAUAAUUCUGAUGAAUUGUAAAAGAAUUUCAAAGUAAAUUAUAAUAAUUCAGUGAAUUGGCUUUUUUUUUCAUUUCGAUUAUGAGGGAUAGAAGGGGAUACUGAAGUUUUGGUUUUAUUUUUAAUUGUUAUUGAUACGAGAAUAAUAUCCGGUGGAGAACCGGUUGGACAGGACGUUAACGUGAAUCUCAACAAGUCAUUAUAUGAUAAUCAACUUUCUUCAGUAUCCAAAGGAAAUUUAAUAACCAAAAAAUUGAAUAUAAAAAUACGAACAGAUUAUAAAUCUCAGAUAAUGAGAAUCGAUCAUCCCAUGUUUUACAGAAUAUCUCGAGAGAAUUUGUCUUUUGAGCUUUCAAAUGAUUAUUUACAAUAAAACAUUGAGAAAUCUUUAUUGUACAAAGAACUUAGAGGAAAAUUAUGAAAUAAAAAUUCACAGAGGGAGUAAUAUUCGAAUGAUUAGACUAUGCCUCAUCGUAUAUUCGCAGGAGAUAUAAAGAAGUAUAUAUGUAUCAUGAAUUCGUAUAUAAAAGGAGAAUCGUGAAUUCGAGAAUGAGAGGUGCACGAUUGUCACAGAUAAAUGAUAAAAAUCGUGUAGACAACCCCUAAAAAAAAAUCCCCUGGAAUUUCUUGUAUAUGUUGCGUUAUAUUUUCCUCCCUGUCAAUUUUAAAUUCAGUUUCUCCAUUAUAAAAACGAAAAUGAAUUUAUAAUCGCCAAACUGUAAAAGAGCGAACAAUCUCUGUAAUUAUUUGAAUUAUUUUUUAUCGUUGAGUCCCAUGUACAUGUAUGUUUGUAAGACACUAUUGAUUUAUAUUAUUAAACAAUAUAAUAUCUCGUACCCAUGUUGCAUUGAUUCCAGAAUAAAUCCACGAUAAUCCAAGUGAAUGAAUAAAAUUGUCGACUAUAUUGCGUCGAAUAAAACGGCCUCACGGGGUAUAAUCGUUACCACUCAGUCCGAUAAUCCGAUAAUAAUACAAAGGGGAUUAGAAAUGAGAUAAAAUAUGAACGAAACUGUGUGUUUAUGAUGUAAUGUUUACAAAGAAGUACAUUAGCCCUUACCGACUAAACUCGUACAAUUUGAAAGUGAAAUAAGACUGCCCGUUCACAUUAAAUUCGUGAUAUCAUCACACGCUUAAAAUUCCCAUUAUUUACCACCAGCGAAAAUAAACUGUUGAAAAUUUCAAUUGCCAUCUUCAAAUCGAUCACUUCUCCCAAUCGAUUUCCAUUCGAUCAAAAACAAAAAUUCCGAAAUUAUUGAAUUCUUCAGUUUUCCGGUAUUUUCUCAGUGAAAAAUUAAUAAUAUUUUAAUAGCGCAAUAUUUCCUGUUUAAUUCUCAUAUUGAAUGGAUAAAAUUAAUGCAAAUAGCUCAAUUGAACCGGAAUAAAAUCGAAAUCACUUAUCAUUCUUCCAGGUGAACUACUGGAAUUUCAUGACAAAAUUAUGGAAAGACUUUUGCUGAAUAAUUCAUGUGGGUGUUCAGUGCCCAUGGAAAGUUGAUUUCCAUAUUAUUGGAACUUCUUGUGAGAUGGUGGAAGCUCCCGAGAUACAAUGAUUUUUCAAUUUCCCAUUGAAGACUCCAAUUAGAAAUUUUCACAUCAGAAUACGCUCGCAGUUGGAUUAACAAAUUGAUAAUAAUUGAUAAGCGUUCAGCUUUUGGCUCGUCUUUCGCUCUAAUUUCUCCACUGGCUCAACACAAAACGCUCAUACAAUUGUCACGACAAUACAUCAUCAAUAUCAUUCUGUAAAACCAUCUGGAUCAGGCUGCUUGACAAUUGUACGGG